Molecule: messenger RNA, 3740 nt
Organism: Pungitius pungitius (ninespine stickleback)
Lineage: Eukaryota; Metazoa; Chordata; Actinopteri; Perciformes; Gasterosteidae
Product: kelch-like protein 40a
Exons: 6
Coding region: 96-1934 (612 amino acids)
Molecular function (GO): protein binding
Source: RefSeq, a predicted model, not a curated record
UCAGAGCAGCCCUGUGCACGCUGGCAGUUCUGCUCUGCUGUGGGGAGACAGUAGAGUUCCAACAAAACCCAAUUGGGACAAAGAGACAGAAUAACAUGGCUGCCAUGACCAUAGACCCUUUGGAGCAGCCUCGGAUGUACCAACAGAGUCUGCUUCAGGACGGACUCUGUGACCUCUUGGAGAACGACAAGUUUGUGGACUGUGUCCUCAAAAUUCAGGACCAGAAGUUCCCCUGCCACCGCUUGGUUUUGGCUGCAAGCAGCCCCUUCUUCAAGACCAUGUUCUUAUCCGACAUGGAGGAGAGCAAGAAGCGCGAAAUUGUCCUCAAAGACGUGGAGCCAGGUGUUAUGGGGAUGAUUCUGAGAUACUUGUAUACCUCUGACAUUAAUCUGACAGAACAGAACGUCCAGGAUAUUUUCAUGGUUGCCAACAUGUACCAGAUCCCUUCCAUCUUCUCAGUAUGUGUGUCCUACCUCCAAGAGAAGCUGGUGCUGGGGAACUGCUUGGCUAUCUUCAGGCUGGGUCUGCUGCUGGAUUGUCCAAGGCUCACUCUGACCGCUAGAGAGUUCAUCUGCGAGCGCUACCAGGUUGUCGUCAGGGACCAGGACUUCCUGCAGCUGGGCCCGAGCGAGUUGGCUAUCAUCAUAACCUCAGAUGCCCUCAACAUUGAUCGGGAAGAGCAGGUGUUUGAAUCCCUGAUGGACUGGGUCAGACAUGACGAGACCAAGCGGGUCAAGGACCUGCCAGAGCUGCUGCACUGUAUCCGUUUCAGGCUCAUCCCUUUGGAUUACUUCAAAGAGAAAGUGGAGCGCCACCAGUACCUGCAAUUCAGCCAGGACAUCAAGAAGGAGUUGGAUCUCGUCAACAAUGCUUACAAUGGGCGUCUCCCAAAGCCCAGUAAGCACAGCGAUAGAAGGGCAGAGGCAGGAGAAGGAGGAGAGGAGGAGGACGAUGAGGAGGAAGGAUACCUGCCGGGUAUUCUCAACAACAACCCUCGCUUUGGGAUGUUUGAGCUGGAGCUGAUACUUAUGAUCAGUGACACUGGGACUGUGGCGUAUGACCCCGUAGGAAAUGAGUGCUUUGUGGCUUCUGAGUCCACAGAAAUUCCCAAAAACCACUGUAGCCUUGUUACCAAGGAGAACCAGGUGUUUGUUGUCGGUGGACUUCUCUACAACGAAGAAAACAAAGACGAACCAUACAGCUCCUACUUCCUGCAGUUUGACCCAGUGAGUUCACAAUGGUUAGGGAUGCCCUCCCAACCCAGCCCUCGCUGUCUGUUCGGCCUGACUGAAGCUGAAAACUCCAUCUUUGUUGUCGGAGGAAAGGAACUGAAGGAGGGCGAGCACGCCCUGGACUCAGUCAUCAUCUAUGACAGACAGUCAUUCAAAUGGGGAGAAUCAGACCCCCUGCCUUAUGAAGUGUACGGCCAUGGAACUGUAUCACACAAAGGUCUAGUCUACGUGGUUGGAGGAAAAUCUCAAAGCAAGAAAUGCAUGAGAAGAGUCUGUGUUUACAACCCCACUAAGUUUGAGUGGAAGGACCUGGCUCCUCUGAAGCUGGCCCGCUCCCUGUUCGGUAUCACUGUGCACCAAGACCAGAUCUACGUGGUGACUGGCGUCACCGACUCAGGCCUCACCAGCACCGUGGAAGUCUAUGACAUCGCCACCAACAAGUGGUCUGAGUUCACAGAGUUCCCUCAGGAGCGCAGCUCCCUCAAUCUGAUCUCGAUGGGAGGUUUCCUGUACGCUGUGGGGGGCUUUGCUAUGAUGCCCAGUGAAACCAGUGAGGAGCCCGUCCCAACAGAGAUGACGGACAUCUGGAGAUACGAUGAGCCAGACCAGUGCUGGAAUGGGAUUUUGCGAGAGAUUAGCUAUGCAGAGGGAUGCACUAUUCUUCCAGUGCGCCUCAACACUCUGCGCCUCACCAAGUUAUAACUGAACUGACCUGUUGGAGGUGCCAGAAGGUUAACGGAGUGCCAUUGAAGUGAACACGCGCACUCGUUGGGGACAGUGGUCCGAAAUUGGGUUAGGGUACAAGCCAAGGUUUCAAGGUAAUGAUUGAAUGUGGUCACUAAUGAUGAAAAAGUAUUAUGUUUAGCAGCAAGAGAAGAGAGAUGAAUGUUCCGUCCACGUGAGGAUUUAAACGACAUUCAUUAAAAUAUCCCACCAAAUAGAAUUUAAAAACCGUCCAAAUGUUGAUUAACAUAGUUUGUACAUCUGUUUUUGUUACAUUAUUUCAUAAAAUCCUUUUCAUAACUGCAUUUUGCUGUAUUAGAAGCAGGAAUAAAGAAAAUCAUUGAUUGGUCUGUAUUACGUUUUGCUGGAGUGACAGAGGGACGGCCCACAGUGCAAAUGCUUUUAUUCAUCUUCACCUGACAUUUUGUUCAACGUCUUUACAGCUGAUUCUGAAUAUUGUACAGUACACAGUAUUUACACAAAAUGUACAUGGUAACAAAUAAGAGACACAUAAGUGGUGUGACGCAAAUAACAUGAGUGAGGAACGUUUAAAUGUAAACAUUGAUUUCCAGUUGACACCUGAGCACUUCAAGAUUUCAACACAAAACUUCAGUCAAAACUUCAGUCCUAUUUACACAACAUGUACACAAUGACUGUGACAAUUCCUCUGAGGUACGUUCAGUUGGUUACAGUGCAGUUUUACCUAGACUGGUACAGGAGGAAGACUCACUUAGAGUGUGAAGUACACAUCACACUCCAGCAAGACUCACUAUGUCAAAGGUGACACCGUCACUAACUGUAUAUUAAUGUCCAAAUCAGGAGGUGGACACAAAUAAACAAAAGAUAUUAUUGGACAGAGAGCGAGAACACCAACUAUUAUGCAUAGACAACACCCUUUUCAUCUAGCAGCCGAGCUAGUGUCUGUGUGAGGCUAUGGUUUCAGUUUCAUGCUAGCACCCUAGCAUGUUAGCAAUACAAAUAAUAACAUGUUGUCUAGAGGGUAUAUAUUCAUUAUGUUCACCUUCUUAGUUUAGCAUGUGAGCAUGCUGAUAUUUGUUAAGUCCUAUAGUGUGGCCGAGGCUCGUGAGAAUGUCCUUAGUUACGCAAAACGCAUAGACGACAAAGAAACAUUGAACAGUUGGUGGCACUAGCUAAAACGUAAUUAUGAGCAUCAUAAAACUCAUUAAAAAUCAUUCUCUGGGGACAAUAAAUGGCUGUAAAAAUUGAAAUCCAUCCUACAUUAAGAUAUUUCCAACCGGACCAAAGUAGUGGGCCGAGCAAUCAACAGGCAUGCUUGCUAGCGCCAAACAGUAUGGCACCAUAACAAUAUUUAUUAAAUCUGUGAAUAUAGAAAACAAUAGAAUAGAAAGAUUACAAUCAAACAAUGGAAUUCAUUGUCCAUGCUAUCCAGUUAAUGGAAGAUAAGCAGUGUUGCCGUUCACAAUGUUGUGUAUUGUGGACUAAUAACGGAAUACAUCUGGUCCAUUAGCUUCAGAACCAGUCCAAAUGAAUGUCUGCUGGGCAAAUGUGCACUCAGACAAAACUAAAAGCCUUUGCUGUCUGAGCUAUAUUUCACAAGCUUUAGAGGCUCCUCUGGAAUGUUAUCCGGCAGUAUUUCAGCAGAGUGUAUGCCCCGUGUAAAACUGUCACGGACAGGACAGGGACGCCCGGUACGUUGUUCCUCCUCUGUGAUUACUGUCAGCCUGACAAUGUCAUUAAUGUUAUUACCAUUUGUCCCCUUAGCAACAUGGGCCAUUACGUUAAGUGCUUGGCGUCCUCUUGUGU